Dentiscutata erythropus is the source of this 343-nucleotide messenger RNA. Lineage: Eukaryota; Fungi; Glomeromycota; Glomeromycetes; Diversisporales; Gigasporaceae. The record is from the annotation of a GenBank genome assembly.
CUAUACAUUCUGAUUAUAAUUUAGAAUCAAGAAAGGAAGCACAAUGGAAACUGACAAAUAAACUUCUAGAAGCAUUUAAUUUGUCUGAUCUAGCAACUCAUCGUUUAUUUCAAAAUACAACUCAAAAUUAUAGUGAAAGAUUUUAUAGACUUUUUGUUUGCUAUAAUAUUGCAAAAACAAUGAGAGUUACAGAAGAAAGAGCAAAAAAAACAAAAACACAGUCUAAAAAAAAGAGAGCAAAUGAGGAAAGUACAAGUAAUUUACAUAUAACAUAUGAAAAAGAAUCUAAAAAAAGAAAAAUUUCUGAUAAUAAUGGUGACCCAGGCACUCAAUAUCAAAAUGA